AUGAAACGGCAAAAAGCUGCCUUCAGGAAAGCGGCGGAAUUGUGGAUGAACGACACGUGUAUUGACUUCAUAGAAGACCAUGACGAAGAAGCUGAGGACCUUCUUCUUGUGUUCAGCGAAUAUGGAUGUUGGGCAGAGGUUGGCAGGCAGGAAGGGAUGGCAAUUACUCUCACUCGGCAAAGGCUGUGA
Ostertagia ostertagi is the source of this 189-nucleotide messenger RNA. Lineage: Eukaryota; Metazoa; Nematoda; Chromadorea; Rhabditida; Trichostrongylidae. The record is from the annotation of a GenBank genome assembly.